Molecule: messenger RNA, 1451 nt
Organism: Eruca vesicaria subsp. sativa (arugula)
Lineage: Eukaryota; Viridiplantae; Streptophyta; Magnoliopsida; Brassicales; Brassicaceae
Source: the annotation of a GenBank genome assembly
CACCACCUAAAAACAACCUCUCAAAAAAUGGCGUCCAUCACCUCUACUCUCUCCCUCUCUUCCACCAAACCUCAGCGUCUUUUCGACUCCUCUUUCCAUGGCUCAUCCAUCUCCUCCGCCUCUCCCAUCUCCGUCGGUCUCAAACCACGUUCCCUAUCCGUCCGCGCCACCGCUGGUUACGAUCUGAACGCCUUCACUUUCGACCCCAUCAAGGAGUCCAUCGUGUCUCGCGAGAUGACCAGGAGGUACAUGACUGAUAUGAUCACUUACGCCGAGACCGACGUCGUCGUCGUUGGUGCUGGAUCCGCUGGACUAUCGUGCGCUUACGAGAUCAGCAAGAACCCUAACGUUCAGGUUGCAAUCAUUGAACAGUCUGUUAGUCCUGGAGGUGGCGCUUGGCUCGGUGGUCAGCUUUUCUCCGCCAUGAUUGUGCGCAAACCAGCUCACUUGUUCCUUGACGAGAUUGGUGUAGCGUACGAUGAGCAGGACAACUACGUCGUGAUCAAGCACGCUGCUCUCUUCACAUCCACCAUCAUGAGCAAGCUUUUGGCUCGUCCCAACGUCAAGCUCUUCAACGCUGUCGCCGCUGAGGAUCUGAUCGUGAAAGGAAACAGAGUUGGUGGUGUGGUGACUAACUGGGCUCUUGUGUCGAUGAACCACGACACACAGUCUUGCAUGGACCCUAACGUCAUGGAAGCCAAGAUUGUCGUGAGCUCGUGUGGUCACGAUGGUCCUUUUGGAGCCACCGGUGUGAAGAGGUUGAAGAGCAUUGGGUUGAUCGACCAUGUUCCUGGGAUGAAGGCUCUCGACAUGAACACAGCUGAAGAUGCUAUUGUGAGGUUGACUAGGGAGGUUGUUCCCGGUAUGAUUGUGACCGGUAUGGAAGUUGCUGAGAUCGAUGGUGCACCAAGAAUGGGACCAACAUUCGGAGCUAUGAUGAUAUCAGGACAGAAGGCAGCACAUCUUGCUCUGAAAGCUUUGGGACAGCCUAAUGUUAUUGAUGGAACCUAUGUCGGAGAGCUGAGCCCGGAGCUUGUCUUGGCAGCUGCUGAUUCAGCUGAAACCGUAGAUGCUUAAGGACAAUGUUUUUUUUUAACUAAGAAAAUUUCCCUUGAGACUUCUGAUGUGGAAGGAGUUGCAAUAAAGGAGGAGUUUAGUUGUUUUAAAAUUUGUGACUAUCUAUGUUAUGAACUUUUCUGGUGUCUUUGUUUCUUCCCAAUAAAAAGUGUUUCUUCGGUGUAAUAAUGUACCUUGUUCUUCCAUCCUUUAUUGGUUUUACUAGAGGACAACACCUCACUUAGCCUGGUCUGCUUUACUUCUUGGCAUCUUCUGUUUCGCUCAGUCUGUUUCUCUCUCUCUUUGCUCUUUGCUUUCACUUUGGUUUCCGUAGGAAACAGAGAAAACUAGAGGCAAAGAAACAGUUAUGCUCUGCCUCCUUAUUUCAAUUAAUU